CUGCAGCUGUCACACCACCUGUGCUUCUUAGUCCUGUUCAGUCUGACAGCGAAACUACGACAGCUUCAUCAGAUUGUCGUGAAGAGAAGUUCCCUUGCACACGCCUGUAUUCUGUUCACAAACCAGUAAAGCAGUGUAUCAGCUACCUCUGUGUUACAAGUGUGCGUCGCAUGUACAUAAUAAAUAAGGAGGUGUGCUCUCGCAUUGUCUGCAAGGAGAAUGAGGUCAUGCAAGAUGAGAUCUGUCGCCAGCUGGCUGGCCUUCCUUCUCGACGUCUUCGCCGAUCUGGGCAACCCCCGCAUCUCCCUUGCAGACAACUCCUGGAGCAGCAGCGCAGCAGGCCUGAUGCUCUGUGAGCUACCAACAGUAGGAGAGAAAAAGGAAAGGAGAGAAGAGAAAUCGUCAUCCACUACCUACAACCCAAGACAAGUCCUUCUCGUUUGUGAUUUCCCCACCAUUUCCUUGCUUCUCUGCCUUUCCCCACAUCCUCUUCUUCAGGUGCUGCAGUACACAGAGUCCCCUCUCUGCUAGUCUGUCAUGGUGGCUGUUGUCAUCU
Fulmarus glacialis (Northern fulmar) is the source of this 556-nucleotide messenger RNA. RefSeq names its product microfibrillar-associated protein 5-like. The annotation marks the transcript as partial. NCBI's taxonomy places the organism in Eukaryota, Metazoa, Chordata, Aves, Procellariiformes, Procellariidae. The record is from RefSeq and is a predicted model, not a curated record. The transcript has 5 exons. Gene Ontology annotation, biological process: embryonic eye morphogenesis. Gene Ontology annotation, cellular component: microfibril.